Molecule: messenger RNA, 650 nt
Organism: Contarinia nasturtii (swede midge)
Lineage: Eukaryota; Metazoa; Arthropoda; Insecta; Diptera; Cecidomyiidae
Exons: 3
Coding region: 266-514 (82 amino acids)
Source: RefSeq, a predicted model, not a curated record
AACUAAAUAUACUGCGUCGUACUGCACUGCUUGCAAAUAUAUAUAUGCACAAUGCCAAUUUCAUGAAAACCAAUUGCGAUUGCAUCAUGAAAGCAAAAUACUCUAGAAAUUUCUUAACUAUACAGUGAAUACAUUGAGUGAGUGAAAGAAUUCGCGACAUCGAAUCAUCAUUGAGUUUUAUUAUUACGACAACUUUAUACUGAGACAGAAGUGCUAUUGGAAAAUAACAAUUUUUUGAAAAUCAAACUCUGAAAUUUUUGUAAAAAUGAACGUGAAAAUCUUAUUGUUGGUGUGCGCAUUGAUUACUGUGGCCACAGGCGGUCCAAUUGGUGCUGGCAUUUGUUAUGCAGGAUGUGCAGCAGUUGUUGUUGCAUGCUUCUCGGCCGCUGGUGCCGUAUUCGGAGCAACUGGAGGUGCUGCAAUCGCAGCAAGUCCAGCGUUGGUAGGUUGUAACUCGGCCUUUGGCGUAUGCGAAGCAGCCUGUGUUGCAGCACUCGUUGCACCAACUCCAUAAGAAAUUACAAACUCAACAUUUGAAGAGAUCACAGAAAGUACUACAUUUUUCAUAAUUCAUAUAAUCAUAAUAUACAUGCAACUGCAGUUUAAAAUCAUUACAAAGAAAAAUAUCACGUACCCUCUUCAUAACAUAA